Molecule: messenger RNA, 1194 nt
Organism: Lottia gigantea (owl limpet)
Lineage: Eukaryota; Metazoa; Mollusca; Gastropoda; Lottiidae
Exons: 2
Coding region: 1-1194 (397 amino acids)
Source: RefSeq, a predicted model, not a curated record
AUGCCUUUAAAGAAACUUUUUUUCAAACUAUUAACGAAAUGCUACUUCGUGUUUAUGCUCUUUAUCAUAAAUCAUCAAGAAGGGACAUUUAAACCUAAGCGCUCUAAUGGAACUAAAUGGAUUAGUUUCAAGCUAUCAGCAAUGCAUAUUAUGUUUGAUAAAUUUGGUGUUUUUAUACAACAUCUGGAAACUAUAGCUUCAGAAAGAUCCACUAAAGAUAGGGAUAAUCUCAUUGGUUAUCUAAAAAAAUGGAAAUCAGUUAAAAUGUUGUUACAAAUUGCUUUGUUCAUUGAUUUAUUAAUGCCUGUAUCUGUGUUGUUAAAAAACUUUCAAAGAGAAGAUCUGGACAUUGUAUCUUCCUUGAAUUCUCUUAGACAAGCUAAAGAGAAAAUCAUACAGUUAAAACACAAAGAGACUUAUCAGAUGGCUAGUUUCAAAUUCUUGGAUUCAAAAUUGUUCAAAGGUAAUGAUUUUGUGGAGUAUCAAAACGUAAGAUUCAAGAAGACGGAAUUUGAUAAUGCAUAUGAACAGAUAAAAACUGACAAAGAAAAAUUAGUGGAUAUGUUAUUAGAAAAUCUGCAACAGAGACUUGAAGGGGAGGAUGAUAUUAUGUUCCAGAAAAUAGCUAAAAUAUUGGACACUCAAAAUUGGAAUUCAUUGGCGAUUCAAUGUGAAAAAGAAGAAUUUGCUGAUGAUGAUAUUGUUUCACUUCUGGAACAUUUCUACCUAAUUUUAGUAGCCAAUGGUGUUGACAUUCCCAUCCCAGAAAUGCUUUAUGAGUGGCAUGACUUAGUUUAUUUUGUUAUUUAUUACUUGAAUCCAGUCAGAAAUGAAUAUAGAAUAACUUGGAAAGUUAUCUUUUCUUAUCCUAAAGCAAAGAGCAACUGGAAAAACAUUUUAAUCUUAAAGAAAUUCUCCUUACCUUUCCAUCCCAAUGGUGGAAAAAUGGUCAAAAUUAAAAUCCAUACGUCCAAAUCAAAUAAGGAAAACAAAUCAAACCAGAAAAAUCCUAAACAGAGAAAGAGAAAAUAUUAUGAACUGGACAGUACUUCAGAUAAUGAAUCUUAUGUUAAGGGCAAAUGUGACUCUGAAAGUGAUAAUGAAACUUCUGAUGGAAGUUCUAGUGAUAGUCAAAAUGUCAAAUCAUGGUUUGAAAAAAACAUUGAAUCGUCUUCAGACGAGGAUUUUGAAUGA